Messenger RNA from Balaenoptera musculus (blue whale), 2553 nucleotides. It is a transcript of the gene SRR, whose product is annotated as serine racemase. Gene Ontology annotation, cellular component: cytoplasm. The coding region runs from base 626 to 1660 and encodes 344 amino acids. Gene Ontology annotation, molecular function: threonine racemase activity; pyridoxal phosphate binding; L-serine ammonia-lyase activity. Gene Ontology annotation, biological process: pyruvate biosynthetic process; L-serine metabolic process; D-serine biosynthetic process. The transcript has 10 exons. NCBI's taxonomy places the organism in Eukaryota, Metazoa, Chordata, Mammalia, Artiodactyla, Balaenopteridae. The record is from RefSeq and is a predicted model, not a curated record.
CGGGAAGGUGCGCUGAGGCGGGAGUUGGAGGCGCGGCGCCUGGGAGGUGAGGUGGCAGACGCUUCGCCUCCACGAAGUUCUCAACAGAUGGAGAAAGUCAAUAGAUAACAAAAGAAGAGGAGUGAUUGGAGUGGUGCAGAGAUUUGAGGCAGUCCUGCUGUUCAGUUCACAUUAUCAUCAACAAGGCCUUUCUCAUUUUAUCUUUUUUUCCUUCAUUCCAAUUCCCAGUCAUGUUCCUUCCCUCUUCCUUCAGUAGCCACUCUAAUGUGUUUGAUACAUGUCCUUGGAUAUACAUGUAUCUUUGAAUAAUAUAUAGUAUUGUUUUGUAUAUGUAUGUGUUUUAAAUGUACAUAUUUGAUAUUAUGUUAUAGAAAUCAUUGUUUCUAUUUCAUGUUUCUGUAAAUACUUCUAUUGCAUAGUAUUGUCUUAAAUGACCUCACACCCUUGGCCACUGGUCCUGGGCCUAGAUGGGCCAAUCAGCGUCCCUACCCAGAAUUUUUUUAACUGAAACUAAGAAAAAAAAGAAAAUCCCUCUCCAGUUUGGAAGCCGUAAAAUGUAAAACACAGGAGCUGUCAGCAGCCAUGUGUCCUGCCAUACCGAACCAGCUGGUCUGCAGUGAAAAGAAUGAAGCCGACAUGCAGAAAGCAGCAGAGAACCAUGUGUGAUCAGUACUGCAUCUCCUUUGCUGACGUUGAAAAAGCACAUAUCAACAUUCGAAAUUUUAUCCACCUCACACCAGUACUAACAAGCUCCAUUUUGAAUCAAGUAACAGGGCGUAAUCUUUUCUUCAAAUGUGAACUCUUCCAGAAAACUGGAUCUUUUAAGAUUCGUGGUGCCCUUAAUGCAAUCAGAGGCUUGAUUUCUGCCACUUCAGAAGAGAAGCCCAAAGCUGUUGUUACUCACAGCAGUGGAAACCAUGGCCAGGCUCUCUCCUAUGCUGCCAGGUUGCAAGGGAUUCCUGCUUAUAUUGUAGUGCCCGAAACAGCUCCCAACUGUAAAAAAUUGGCGAUACAAGGCUAUGGAGCCUCUAUAGUAUACAGUGAACAGAGCGACGAGUCCAGAGAAAAUGUUACAAAAAGAAUUGUGGAAGAAACAAAAGGCAUCAUGGUACAUCCCAACCAGGAGCCUGCAGUGAUAGCUGGGCAAGGGACAAUUGCCAUGGAAGUCCUAAACCAGGUUCCCUUGGUAGAUGCACUGGUGGUACCUGUAGGAGGAGGAGGAAUGGUUGCUGGAAUAGCAAUUACAGUUAAGGCUCUGAGACCUAGUGUCAAGGUAUAUGCUGCUGAACCCUUGAAUGCAAAUGACUGCUACCAGUCCAAACUGAAAGGGGAACUGACCCCCAAUCCCUAUCCUCCAGAAACCAUAGCAGAUGGUGUCAGAUCCAGCAUUGGCUUAAACACCUGGCCUAUUAUAAGGGACCUCGUGGAUGACGUCUUCACUGUCACAGAGGAUGAAAUUAAGUAUGCAACCCAGCUGGUGUGGGAGAGGAUGAAAUUGCUUAUUGAACCUACAGCUGGUGUUGGAGUGGCCGCUGUGCUGUCUCAGCAUUUUCAAACAGUUUCCGCAGAAGUAAAGAACAUUUGUAUUGUGCUCAGUGGUGGAAAUGUAGACUUAACUUCCCUAACUUGGGUGAAGCAGGCUGAAAAGCCAGCUCUUUAGCAAUCUGUUUCUGUUUAAUAUGUGCAAAAGGAAGAAAAGGGAUUCAGUGUCUAGACACUUGGAAAUUUUGUCUCCUGGUCAUUGUCAACUUCCUAUCUUCCCCUCUUAAAGAGCUUUCAAAAUCCUAAUAGAGAAUGUAUAUUUCAGUAAGUUUUAAUAGUUUUUUGGACUAAGUUGCAAUAGAAAAACAUCCAUACUUAACUGAGAUACCUUGUCAAGGCCAAGAAAAGUCUUCUGCUAAAAGGAGCAGGAGACCUUAAGUAGGCUUAAGUAGAAAACAUAAACUGCCCAAUCACAACCUACAGGCUCCCAACCCUAGAGUGCUAACUAGUAGCAAUGAGACAGAAUCCCACUGAAUCCAUUAUUCCAUGUCCAUUUCAGGCACUGUUGAAGAAAUCUCACUUUUCACCCAAGGUACUGGUUCUGGUACAUAUGGAUCAUAAGUCCAUUUGGGGAAAACUCUUUUAUAGAGGUUCAUCAGUACUGUGUCCUGAGAUUUUAGCUUCCCAUCAAAACUGCACUUCAUGUGGCCAUGAGUACCUACAAAGAAAACAGCAUGAGUUGGUCAAAUUUAAUAGGAAAUUUUAAAGCAGUGGUCUAACCCAAUAGUCAUUUAGUAGCCCUGGGGAAAUCUAGACAAGAUCCCAAAUCCCACAUUCUCUUACCUAAAGGCUCCUUGAUGUGUCCCCUACGGCCCCACUUUGUUCUCAGUUCCACUGGUUUAAACCACAGCACAUCCUCUUAGAAUCAAACACACAGAAUACCAAGAGGAAACAUUUAUCCAUAAUAUAUAAAUCCAACCUUCAUCCCACAAAGGCAAUUGGAUCCCAUCCGUCACACCUACCUCUGUUGAAGAACAUGUAACGCACCACUGCCAUCUUAGUAAAAAUUUU